This is a messenger RNA of Scomber scombrus (Atlantic mackerel), 9017 nucleotides long. It is a transcript of the gene dot1l, whose product is annotated as DOT1-like histone H3K79 methyltransferase. Gene Ontology annotation, molecular function: histone H3K79 methyltransferase activity. The record is from RefSeq and is a predicted model, not a curated record. The transcript is spliced from 28 exons. The coding region runs from base 297 to 4532 and encodes 1411 amino acids. Gene Ontology annotation, biological process: regulation of transcription regulatory region DNA binding; DNA damage checkpoint signaling; DNA repair. Gene Ontology annotation, cellular component: nucleus. NCBI's taxonomy places the organism in Eukaryota, Metazoa, Chordata, Actinopteri, Scombriformes, Scombridae.
UGGCGGCGACACGGACGAGGUGUUAUUGCCAGUGGACAUAAAAAGGCAUUUUAUUCAAAAAUACAAAACCGAGUUAGAUACAUCCGUGGUGUAGUUUGUGUGUUUGUACGCGCAUUCACCGCGGCUACGAGCGUCGACGUAUUUUUCUUAUUUUAUUUUACGCCUUUCCCUGUUUGUUUUUUUUAAAUUUUCUUUACAAAAUGUUCACGUUGUAGCUCGCCCGCUAACCGACCAGCUGGCUAACAGAGAGCUAGCUGCUAGCUAUCUAUCACCGCCGAGCCGCCGUGAAGUGGAGGAUGGGAGAAAAGCUGGAGCUCAAGCUCAAAUCGCCGGUCGGAGCGGAACCUGCUAGCUACCCGUGGCCGUUACCAGUAUACGAUAAACACCAUGAUGCUGCUCAUGAAAUCAUCGAGACCAUUCGGUGGGUGUGUGAGGAAAUCCCAGACCUCAAACUGGCAAUGGAAAACUAUGUUCUCAUUGACUACGACACCAAGAGUUUUGAGAGUAUGCAGAGACUUUGUGACAAGUACAACAGGGCCAUCGACAGCAUUCACCAGCUGUGGAAGGGGACCACCCAGCCCAUGAAGCUGAACAAGCGACCUUCCAACGGGCUGCUGAGACACAUCCUACAGCAGGUGUACAACCACUCAGUGACUGACCCUGAGAAGCUGAACAACUAUGAGCCUUUCUCCCCUGAGGUGUACGGAGAGACCUCUUUUGACCUGGUCGCUCAGAUUAUUGACGAGAUGGAAAUGAUCGAGGAUGACACCUUUGUCGACCUUGGCAGUGGAGUGGGGCAGGUAGUGCUGCAGGUUGCAGCAGCGACCAAUUGUAAACACUACUAUGGUGUAGAGAAAGCAGACAUUCCAGCUACCUAUGCAGAGACCAUGGAUAAAGAGUUUAAAAAAUGGAUGAAAUGGUAUGGGAAGAAACACGGGGAGUACACACUGGAGAGAGGUGAUUUUCUGUCUGAAGAAUGGAAAGAAAGGAUUGCCAACACAAGUAUUAUUUUUGUGAAUAACUUUGCCUUUGGUCCAGAAGUAGAUCACCAGCUGAAGGAGCGCUUUGCUAACAUGAAGGAAGGUGGAAAGAUAGUAUCCUCCAAACCUUUUGCACCUUUAAAUUUUAGAAUAAACAGUCGAAACUUGAGUGAUAUUGGCACAAUAAUGCGUGUAGUGGAGCUUUCUCCACUGAGGGGCUCAGUGUCCUGGACUGGAAAGCCAGUUUCCUACUACCUGCAUACCAUUGACCGCACCAUACUUGAAAACUAUUUUGCUAGUCUCAAAAAUCCUAAACUCAGGGAGGAGCAAGAGGCAGCUAGGCGACGUCAACAGAAAGAUACGAAGGACAGUAAAAGCAAUAGCACCACGCCCACGAAACAAAAAGAACAGAACAAGCAGGACUCCUGUGGGGAGGAGGAGCGUCCUAGCUUGGUGACAGUGGUCAAGCCCACUGCCAAACCCAGAAGAACCCGACUCUUGUCCAAAGGUCGCAAAUUGAACAACAAGAAGCGUGGUCGACCCAAGAAAGCUGCCCCGGCUGCUGAGAAGAAAAACAAGAAGAAUCAGAGCGCGCUGGAUCUGCUGCACGCCAAGACCCUUUCUGCAGCACCCCCUCAGGAUGCAUACCGGCCACCUCAGAGUCCCUUCUACCAGCUACCUCCCAAGGUCCAGCACUAUCCCUCUAGUCAAAUGCUGCUGAGCCCGACUCCUCCUGGUCUGCAACAACUGCUAGAUAACAUCAAAGUUCAAUACCUCCAGUUUAUGGCCUACAUGAAGACUCCUCAGUACCGCACCAACCUGCAGCAGCUUUUAGAGCAGGAGAAGCAAAAACACAGGGACCUGUCAGGGCAGGCAGAGCAGCUCCACUCUGUGUGUCAGUCGCACAAGGACAAGAUCAAAGGUCUCUUUCAGACCAAACUCGAUGAGCUCGGAGUGAAAGCCCUGACUGUGGAUGACCUGCUGCAGGCCCAGAAGGAGAUAUCAGCCCACAAUCGUCAGCUCAAAGAGCAGACUAAGCAGCUUGAGAGAGACAUGGCCUUGCUGAGAGACCACAGCCUGCUUCUGCUGAAGUCUCGAUGUGAGGAGCUGAAGCUCGAUUGGGGCUCUUUGUGUCUGGAGAGUCUGUUGAAGGAGAAGCAGGCCCUACGCAGACAGAUCUCCGAGAAACAGAGACACUGCUUGGAGUUGCAGAUCAGCAUUGUGGAGUUGGAGAAAAGUCAAAGGCAGCAGGAGCUUCUUCAUCUCAAAUCCUACAGCCCUUGUGAGGGUUCUCCAUACAGAAAGAGCCUGGAAUCGCGCUCUUCCACAGACUUGGACUCCUCUAAGCUUGGCCUCUCCUCAGCCCCAGCUCUCAAUGGUGUAAGCCCAGAGCUGUCUAUCAAUGGCACUAGCUCACCCUGUUUUGACCGGGCAAACACCAAGGGGGAGCUUCUUUCCCGCUAUCUGCCCAUCUCGCCUGACCAUGAGAUCGUACCUGCCACUCCUGAUGCCCGACAAAGGCAGCAAAGCUCCUACCACGCGCUUCCUGACUACACACGCUUCUCCCCUGCCAAAAUUGCCUUGCGGAGGCACCUAAACCAAGAUCCCACGGCCUCUGCCCACUUAAGAGGUCCAGGGCUUGCCAUAUACAGGGGAGAAAUGGGUGGCAUCAACUCUCCACUUGGAGCCAAACAGAGCUGCCCCUCUCCCAACGCAUCUGAAGCCCAGAAUAUUCCUAAAGGUUCUGAGAGGGGCGGUAAGGAGAAGAGUCCAUCUGUUCAGGGUGACAGCAGCAUAACAAGCCUUCCAAUUAGUAUUCCUCUGAGCACUGUCCACCCCAGUAAACUACCAGUCAGCAUCCCACUGGCCAGUGUGGUGCUGCCUAGUCGUGCUGAGAGACUGAGAAGUACUCCGAGUCCUGUGUCUCAGACAGGUCAGACCAAUGGAUAUUCAUCAGGCUCAGGGCUGAUGAAUGGAGGUCCCCACCCUGAGGACCAUAAUGGUGCUUCUUCAUCGCCUCCUCCACACACCAAUACUCCUCUGACAGGACCAAUGGGCCGAGGGUGUCCCAUCCAGAGCCCCCCACUCAGCACUGGAGGGGUUCUCCAGUAUGCAGAUGGACCCCCAAGGAUUCUUCCAGAGGACGGACAGGAGCAUCACGGGGCAGACUCCGAUACAGAGCUUCAGGACAGUGAACUGCGGAGGAGAAUCUUCUUCUCUUCUUCAUCCUCUUCCUCCUCAUCUUCCUCUUCGUCAGGCAGCGGAGGUAGCGUGGCCGGAGGCUCACGCCUCCACCAUCACACUGGCAAUUCAGCCAAGCAGGGAUACCACAGUAACCAUGGAAACCACCACCACCAGUCCCCUGGCACACAGCACACUCACACGCCAACACACACGUUGUCAUCACACUCCUCUCAUAGCCUCGGCUCUCAAGAAGGGCGUAAGCGAGGGAGAAGGAAACGCAGCUCUACCGGGGCUGUCACGGCCAGCGGAUCCCCAAAGAGGAGGUCAUUCCCUGGGCUCAGCUCCAACAACCACUCCUCCGGAUCACCACUAAACAUCAACUCCAUGGUGAACAACAUCAACCAACCUCUGGAGAUCUCUGCCAUCUCCUCCCCAGAGCAAUCGAGCCGCAGCCCCAGCGGGCCUGACCUGGACCAACCUCCCAUCUUGAAGAGAGAGCGCCCCCUGGAACUGAAUGGUACAGGUCAAUACUCGUCAGCCCCCAGCUCUGAUGAUGAGGACUCAGGAUACCCUGCUGACAGCUCCAGUUCAAGAAUUGAAAGAAAAAUUGCCACUAUAUCCUUGGAGAGCAGAGAUGGACCCGGUAGACUCGGGGAUAGUGAAAGAGGCAGGAAAUCUGGUAGCAGCAGUGGCAACAGUACAGGCAGUGAGGCCUCUUCUUCCUCCUCCUUGUCCUCAAACAGCAAGUGGAAAUCCACCUUUUCACCCAUUUCCGACCCAAAGCAACCUAACUCUGACCUGAGACAGGGAGGCUCUCCAUUUGGUAUGGGGGGGUCAAGCAGGGGCACAGACUCAGAUUCUGAUCACAAACAACACCAUCAGCAGGUGAGAAGAGGGAGCGAUGGAGAGUCAUCAAGCUACGUGACCCCCAACCCCUUCCUGAGCCAAGAUGCAGGGACCCGUGGUGGAGGCAGCGGUAGUGGAGGAACUCAAGGAGGCAGUGGCUCAGACCAACGCCAGACCCUCCAGAAGCAGAAGGCCCCUCGCGAUUGGGAGCUGAAGGGCAGCAGCAGUCUGGCUAGUCAGAAUCUUUUCAUUUCUGCAGCCGCCAGCAGCGGCGGAGGCAUUCUGAGCGGGAAGGUGGGAGGCAGUCCUGUAGCAGUGUCCUCAACCACAGGAUCAUCUGUAGGUCAGUACCUGGGAUCUCAGUUCCAACUCGGAGGGGCAUCAGUCUUGCAGUCCUUGUUCGGGGCCCCGACAGGCGGCUCCACGGUGAGCGGGACCCCACGGCUCGUCAAUGGACACUCUUCCCUGGGAAGCUUCUCCAGUGCCGGGCUGGCUGGGGGAGCGGCUGGAGGUAAUUGCUGAAAACUACCUCAAAAUUAAAUAAACUAUGCAAAUGUCCAGGUGUGGACCAAGGCACUCUACUCACUCACUGGUGCUUCAAAAUGUCUGCACUACCCGAGCGCCUCCAAGACCGGCUCCUGUACUGGGAUCUCCGACACACAUGUACACACACGCAUAUAUACACACACACACACACACUCACACACUCUCUCUCUCACACACACACACACACACACACACACACACUAAUCACCACCACUAUGAUCACCUUGAGCAGAAUUCAAAGGCACUGGUCACAUUCAUGUUUUGAGUUCUUUUGGCUAAAAAUGUUGGUUUGAAGAUUUAAACACAAUGUGGAAAUCAGUACUGGCUGCUGUCAGCACUGAAUGAACUGAAUCAUCAAAAUGUCUGAUUUCACAUUUGAGGUGCUCUAUAGUACGAUCGUGUGUCAUUUUUGUCGUAGUUACUAUUAUAGCAACUGUUUUUAACGAUUCCAUGUAACAUUUAACAACAGAUUGAAACACACAGUCCACUUCUUUGAGCCGAAUCUCAUCAAGUGUCACGUUCCCUCCAAAGUCUGGCGUCACGUGUGCAUACUCAAACACAAACACACACACAAACAGACCAGUUCAUUGAACUCUGCUCAAAUAUCAUGCAGCUUUUCCCUAUCUGCAUGUGGGCUCUCUUAUCGGUUUUCUUCCUUCAGUGAAAUUCAGCAUUUGUUACAACAUAUUGGACUAUGAAACAAGAUGAGGAAGUAAAUAUUUUUGGUCUAACUUCACACUGGAUAGUAAGAUACAGUUACUCAUGUAGCAGAAGAUGUACAAGUCCUGGCUGGUUAGUUGACACCCCUGUUAUGUUGAUGGUUUGCUAUAUUUUUUUUAUAUUGAAGACAAUUAAAACUUGGGUUAUUUGCUGUUUUUAGUGCCAUUAAUUAAGAGAAAAGUGAUACUAAAAAUCUGCUUUUCUCUAAUUUAGCUAGUUUUGGCUGCUUUUGGCUCACAAAACUAAUAUUUCUUUUGCUUCUAACUGGAGCAAAACUAAGUUCACAUUCUGAGUAAUGAAAAUAAAUCCUGAUGUGUGGUGUGGUUCAUUGUUUCUCUUCCAAUAUCGAAAAUGUAACAUCAACGAAAGCUUCCAUGUUUACUUUAAAUAUCUCUUUGGCCUUUUGUGACAACUAUUAGGCCUAUUUCACAUGCUGCAUCUAAAUGAUUGAACUGAAGAACAAGGACAUCAGUUUAUGUUUUGCAGAUUUUAGCCUAAUUUUGAAAUUAUCUUGACUUAGCAACAUUUCAAGGGGUGCCAGUAAUGAGCAGAGCUGAAUACAUUUAAAUAGAUUUUAAAAAUAACACCCGAUGAAUUCACUUAAUGAGAUGGUGCUCCGUGUGGACAUUGUUAGCCACUCUCUGGUAGAGAUCCACUGUUGUCAAAGAGUUUCGGCAACACAUUUGUUAAAGUUUAGUUAAGCUGAAUCCAGGUAUAAAAGAUUCCUAGUAAAACCACAGAUGAUCUGAACUAAUUUCUGUAUUUAUUAAUAGUGUUUUCUCUUUGUCUAUCAAUUUGGUAAAUCGCACUACCUUGUGGGACCGCAGCAGAAUUAUUCUUAAAGCAGGAAUUUUAAACUCUUCUUAAGCUAAACUUAGUAUAUUUAUGUCUGCUGUUGGGGAAAUGCAGGCGUAAGCAAAUGUUGACAUAAAUAUGGACAUGUUUGUGGAAUAAUACUGCAGUUAGUUAACACACACGCACACACUCAAGCAUGCAAAUCCUUACACACUGGGAAAACCUAUUUACCAUAACCACAACAAACUACUGGACUCUUUACACACCUUUUUGUUUGCUUUUUAUUGUGUUUUUUUUUGUAAACAAUGUCUACUGUGAAUGUGAUUCAUUCUCCGACUGUAUAGUUGUGUAUAAUAUUUAUGCCGUCAGUCUCCAUUUGCCUUGGUAUUUGUUUUUCUCUUCCUUUUUUUUUUUUAAAUCCUGAAAUGUGUUGACAUUGUAGAAUGCAAUAGUGUGUGUACUUGACUCACAGUCUGAAAACAAUGGUGCUAAAUUUGGACUGUGCCUGAUCUUAUUUAUUCUAAAGUGAAAACAUCAAAAACAAAUCGAAUACUUGGUGCUGUACACAGGGACAUUUGUAAAGCCUUUUUUUUUUGGCAUUUCCUUUUCUCAUAUUUAAUAUGCUAUUGUCUGGUUCUUUGAAUGCCAAGUGUACAACAGCAGACACCACCUUUUCGAUAAACUACUCUGCAACAGCUGGCUAAGAGUCCGAGUAAACAGGUUCGAGGGCCUCUGUUAAUGUUGCUCACUCAGCAGUUUGAAACCAUCAGCACGCUUUGCUCUCUUAAAGUGAGCUGCUUACCUGAGCAGUUUGUUAGUGAACAAGACACACUGUUUUUGUACAUACGUUUUUGUUUUUCCUUGUAUGUCUCUCCACCAUAAACUGAAAGGUAUAUAAAAUAUGUAUCUAUAUACAGUCUAUAUAUAUGAAUAUAUAAAUCUAUAAGUGAAUAGGGGUGUUUUGGUGCUGGCAUUGUGACCCUUAAAUUCAACCUGUUAAACAGGAGGCUUGAAGCCAAGGAGAGUGAAGCUUUGCCACCACAGGACCUUAACAGAUGGCACCAAACACCGCAGCACCUGAAUCCUUGUGAUAUACACCUGACAGAAGUAGAAACUCAGAAGCUGUGUGUGUAUUUCACAUGCGCGUGCACACACACACUAACACACACACACACACACACACACAUACAUACAGAGGUGCUCUGGCAGUGAACACGACUAGAUUCCAGCACUAGAACUGUUAUCACUUUAAUAGUUUUCUUUCUUUUUACCAACUAAGAUUCUGCAGGAAAAAAACAAAAACAAAUGGUGCUUCUGUUUCCAAAUGAUGGCAAUUCAGAUCCAAAUUCAAUCUGUACUGGUGCACACAAAACUAUGUGUCAACUUCUUACACAUACACACUGUCUGUCUUUGAAUGUCUUACUGACAAGGCCCUACCUUGUAAUGUGAGCAUAUAGUGUAAUUACAAGAGACAUGCUGAAGUAAAACACUUGUGUGGUAGCUCGUUUUGGGAGUAAGAGCAGCCAAGCUUCCUUAUUUUUUUAUUUUUUUUACUGAUAGUGGGAAUGCAUUUAAGCUCAGUUUGUGCCUGUGCUUUUUUCCACUUGCCAGUUCAUAUCCAAGGGAAGGUUAGACUAAUAAUUAAAGCUUUAUAGUAAAUUCCUGUCCUGCACACUCACUCAGUGAACAAGUGAAGUCAUUUGCUCAUUUUAGAACAUAAAUAGAAACGAUAGCCAAUUCGUUACCAGCACUGAGAGAUCUUUUGUAAUUAUUGUUGAUGCUGUUUUGAUUUUCUUGUUCUUGGUGUUUGAUACAACUGCAGUUACAUGUUAUGCUUUUAAUUGUGUCUUCAGAUUCCUGUCAGUUUUUAAUACUACUAGUCAGACAGACAGCACGGUGCUCUCCUUCACUUAAAACAAGGAAAUUGCAGCUAUUGAUAAAUACUACUCUUUUCCUGUUGUGCUGCAGGGUUUAUGGUAGAAUAAUCUUCAACACAAGCUUGCCUGGCGACUUUUCUGGCAGUCCAGAAGAGGUUUUUAUCAUCUGGAAGGGGAAUUUGGUGGUGUAUGUGCAAGUGAGAAUAAUGAGGCCAAUAUAUUACAGUCAUUACAGAUUUCAAUCAGUUUUGUAGCUACUUGUAUAAUCAAUCAAAGGGAUGAGGUGCUGUUAUUCAAGUCCUUUGGUGCAUGAGCAUGAUUUGAAUCCAAAGCUUCUUUGCAGUUCUCCAGCGUGCUCCAUCUUCGGUACAUUAUUGGUAGAGCUUUGCGGUCGAGGCUGUUUACUCUAAAUCCUGCCAAGGGUCUCAACUCAGGAACUUCCCUGAUUGCUUGAAAUGGUGUAAUGAUGUUAAUGAAUUUUCUUAAACUACUGCAUGUCACACAUUUUGUUAACCAUCUUGUGGCAUGACAAAGUCCCUUUCUAACCAAACUCAGGACCAGGACAACCCCCCUCCCCCCCCCAGUAAGUGUAUUUAAAGGAAAACUGGUUUCCUCAGAUGAAUUCUCACUGUCACAUACAUCCAGCCCUCUCUGGUGAAAUCCAGCUCUGUAAAGCUUUAUGAGUCGCUCCGAUCUCGAGAAAGCUGUGAAAUGGCUACGACUUUUCAGCAUCUUCCUCAUCUCGCAAAGCCUCUGUCUCGAUUAAUGUCACUUAAGAAUGAGGUUCAGUGUCCCUUGUUGGGAUCCCUUCCCUUAGCGUGGAGGGAAACCAACUCUGAACGACACGCGCGUAACCUACAGUAUGUACAGAUGUCUCUUGAUCGGUGAAGCCAGGGCAGGUUUGAGGUGCAAUAAACGGCAAACCUACUUUCCAAAAGGCCCUGGGUUUUCAUGGGAAACUUGUUACUGUUCGGUGUUGGUGCUUUUAUCCUAAGAUGUUAUAAUGACAAAUGGAAUUAAUGUUUUUUUUCUGCAUUUUAUGAUUAUUAAUAAAAUGUUUCUUAUAAUA